GAACUGAUGUUGAGUUGUGGUGAUUUUUUCAGACAUUGUUAAGAAGUCCAUCGAUUUGAACUUCCCAAAUUCAAAUGGGGAAAAAUGAUUUCUUGACCCCUAAGGCAAUUGCCAACCGAAUAAAAGCAAAGGGCUUGCAGAAACUGCGAUGGUACUGCCAAAUGUGCCAAAAACAAUGUCGAGAUGAAAAUGGAUUCAAGUGCCACUGCAUGAGUGAGUCUCAUCAACGUCAAAUGGAAAUCUUUGGUCAGAACUCUAAUCGCAUUGUUGGUGGCUACUCCGAGGAAUUUGAGAGCUUAUUCCUUGAGCAUAUGAAGCGUAGUCACCGCUUUAGUCGUGUUGCUGCAACUGUUGUGUACAAUGAGUAUAUAGCUGAUCGCCACCAUGUCCAUAUGAAUUCUACUGAAUGGGCAACAUUAACUGAGUUUGUGAAGUACUUGGGAAAAACAGGAAAGUGUAAAGUUGAGGAGACGCCGAAAGGUUGGUUUAUUACCUAUAUUGAUCGAGACUCCGAGACUCUCUUCAAAGAAAGAAUGAAAAACAAGAGAAUUAGGGCCGACCUAGCAGAUGAAGAGAAGCAGGAAAGGGAGAUAAAGAAGCAAAGAGAGCGUGCCGAGCAGUUGAUGGGUGCGGGAAAUAUGGAUGGUGUGGAAAAUAUGGAUGGUUCUGUGGAGUUGCAUCCGAUGCUCAGGGAGAAAUUGGAGACUGAGCAGAAGAUCAAGUUAACAUUAGGCUCGACAUCAAAAUCUGUUGUGAAAGAGAGAGCAGGAAGCUCAAAAUCCGUGUUUGAUGAGAUAGAUAAUGAGAAGAGAGAAAAAGGCAAGGACAGUGGUAAGAAUGGUAAACGUGAAAGUUGCCCAGUGUUGGAUGAGAUAAUGAGAGAGGAAGAGGAACAAAAGGAGCGGAGUAAUAGGAAAGAUUACUGGUUAUGUGUGGGGAUAGUUGUGAAGGUAAUGAGCAAGGCUUUGGCUGAAAAGGGUUACUAUAAGCAAAAGGGUAUUGUUCGCAAGGUUAUUGAUAAGUAUGUUGGGGAGAUUGAGAUGAUUGAAACUAAGCAUGUUCUAAGGGUUGAUCAGGAAGAGCUUGAGACUGUCAUUCCCCAAAUUGGUGGUCUUGUGAGGAUCGUUAAUGGUGCAUAUCGUGCAUCAAAUGCCAGACUGUUAGCAGUUGAUACAAAGAACUUUAGUGCUAGAGUACAAAUUGAGAAGGGAAUAUAUGACGGGAAGGUUCUCAAGGCUAUUGAUUACGAAGAUAUAUCAAAAAUUGCUGAAUAAACAGGGAUAAAAAGGAUGCUUAAGGAACUAGUAUUGUUCAAGAACUUCUUCUUGUAAUGCUGGAUUCUUCAUAAUUGUUGGUUGUCUCUAGUUUUUCGUUACUUCUUGAUGUUUUCGUUUUGGUAAAGUUAUCAAGUGUUGUGAUGUUACCAUGCUCUUAUGUUGUUGAUCUUUGUAUUUUUGGGAACAAUAAUGAUGUAAGUUUAGUAGAAGCUGUUCAUUAUUUCUUCAAUAUUCACUGGAAUUAUCAAGUGAAUGUACUUUCUCAGUAGAUGUUUGGUUUAUUGAGUUUCAAUGGUAAAUCUGUAGUUUGUUUAUAUUGGAAUCAAAAGUUCAAUCAAGUGAGUUUGGAG
Molecule: messenger RNA, 1627 nt
Organism: Solanum stenotomum
Lineage: Eukaryota; Viridiplantae; Streptophyta; Magnoliopsida; Solanales; Solanaceae
Product: KIN17-like protein
Exons: 1
Coding region: 75-1274 (399 amino acids)
Biological process (GO): DNA damage response; DNA replication
Cellular component (GO): nucleus
Molecular function (GO): double-stranded DNA binding
Source: RefSeq, a predicted model, not a curated record